AUGUCUAACCUCAAAGUCAUCAAAACCCUUCUCCUCUCUCUCUCUCUCAUCAUCAUCACCAAUGCCACUCACAACGAGGAUGCACACUUCAUGUUGGAACUCCGCGAACUCUUCAGCACGGACGAACGCUCCUCCCUCAACGCCUCCUUCUGCUCGUGGAGAGGCAUAUCAUGCGACAACUCCAACCGUGUCACCUCCAUCGACCUUCCUUUAAGAGCCCUCACAGGAAACCUCCCUCCAAACCUCAACUCUCUCUCUCAACUUACCUACCUCGAUCUCACCGGCAACAAUCUCUUUGGCAAUCUCCCCUCUCUCGCCAACCUCUCCAUGCUCCAAACGGCUUACCUUUGUUCCAACGGCUUCACUUUCAUCCCUCCAGGUUCCUUCCAAGGCCUUACCAGCUUGCAAAAGCUAGGCCUCAGAAACAACAUCAAUCUCCAACCCUGGUACUUUCCAACCGAUUUGAAUCAGUCUUCGAAUCUACAAAUUCUCGAUCUUUCUCUUACAAACAUGAUGGGUCCUUUGCCUGACAUAUUCCACUCAUUUCCCAAUUUGCAUACCCUUCUACUCUCUACCAACAAUAUCACCGGGGUCUUGCCUAAGUCCUUUGCACAUUCUCGAAUUUCUGAUUUGCAACUCGACAACCAGAAGUUUGGCAUGUCGGGUAAUCUUGAGGUGCUUUCGCGCAUGAACAACUUGUCCAAGGUGUUGCUGCAGAAAAAUAAAUUCCGGGGUUGUAUUCCUGAUUUGGCCAAUUGCACCUAUUUGUCUGAACUGCAUCUUAGCUACAAUGAGUUAACUGGUGUGGUUCCUCCUUCCUUGAUGCGUCUUCGUUACUUGAACUUCGUGUUUUUGGACCACAACAUGCUGCAGGGUCAGUAUCCUGUGUUUAAGGAUGGUGUGGAGGACACUCAUCAGUGGAAUAACUUUUGCAAAGAGUUCGAUCAUAAUAGAACUUGCGAUCACCGGGUUACCCUUUUUCUUGAAAUUGCUUCUGCGUUUGGGUAUCCGAUAAAGCUUUCAAAGUCGUGGAAAGGGAACGAUCCUUGUCAAAAGUGGGGUUUUGUUGAGUGUGAUGGAAAGGGUAAGAUUGUUAAAGUCAAUUUAGCCAACCAGAGGUUGAAGGGAAGAAUCUCAAACGCAUUUGCCAAUUUGACAGAUUUAACGACACUGAAUCUCAGUGGUAAUCAUUUGUAUGGUUCCAUACCACAGAGGUUGACAAAUUUGCCUCAGCUUGAGUCCUUCGAUAUCUCCAACAACAAUCUAUCUGGAGAGGUUCCUCCAUUUUCAUCAAAGGUGCAGGUAAAUGCUGCUGGCAAUGCUUGGCUUCGGAAUUCUAGUUCUUCCGGAGGCGGUGGGGAAGGAGUGACACCAAAUGGAAAUUCACCUACAUAUAAUGUUGAUAAUAGUACUUCACAUUCACUGCUUCGUUCGAUUGCAUUUGCAGGUGCUGCGGGUGGUGCUGGAAUCGCUGUAACCUGUGUUAUGAUAUUUUUUUACUCUAAGGAGUGUCUUAGCUUAGCAGAAAGGAGAAUCUGGAAGAAAACAAGGACAGGUCAUGACCACAACAUUGAGGACUUAAUAAGUACUUAUUGUUCUUUGGGGCCAAAGCGAUAUAGUUUUUCAGAUGUAAAAAGGAUGACAAACUCAUUCCGACAUAAACUAGGCCACGGAGGAUAUGGUGUUGUGUACAAAGCAAGCUUACCUGAUGGUUGUCUUGUAGCAGUAAAAGUACUGAAUGAGACAAAGGGAAGUGGAGAAGAAUUCAUAAAUGAAGUCACCAGCAUUAGUAAAACAUCACAUGUCAACAUUGUCUCGCUUUUGGGAUUUUGUUAUGAGGGGAACAAAAGAGCUCUCAUCUAUGAAUUCAUGGCCAAUGGCUCAUUAGAUAAGUUCAUAAAUAAAAAGGGAUCUCCAAACGCUAUGAGUAAUUUGGAUUGGAGCACAUUGUACAGCAUUGCAAUUGGUGUUGCUCGAGGACUACAAUACUUGCACCAAGGAUGUAAUACAAGGAUUCUGCAUCUAGAUAUUAAACCUCAAAAUAUUCUUUUGAAUGAAGAUUUUAGUCCAAAAAUAUCUGAUUUUGGACUUGCUAAAAUAUGCAAAAAGAAAGAGAGCAUUGUGUCCUUAUUGGGGACAAGAGGAACUCCAGGAUAUAUUGCACCAGAAGUAUUUUGCCGAACAUAUGGUAAAGUUUCUCACAAAUCUGAUGUAUACAGCUAUGGCAUGUUGAUUCUUGAAAUGGUUGGAGGAAAGAAGAAUGGCGAUAGUGGCGGGUCAGUUACCACUCAAAUGUAUUUCCCAGAUUGGAUCUAUAAGGAUCUUGGGGAAGGUAAUGUUCAUGCAAACAAUUUGAACAACACAGAUGAAGAAAAUGAUAUAGUAAGGAAAAUUACUUUGGUGAGUUUAUGGUGCAUUCAACCAAACCCAUUAAUUAGGCCACCAAUUAGUAAAGUAUUAGAGAUGUUAGAGGGACCAUUGCAAUCAGUGCCGCUACCUCCAAAGCCUAUCUUGUGUUCUCCUGACAGACUACCAUUCCAAUUUUCCAAAAUAUCCUCUACAACUUUGUAUGACACAAAUUCAGUAACCACGUAA
Messenger RNA from Abrus precatorius (Indian licorice), 2595 nucleotides. Its product is annotated as receptor-like kinase TMK3. Bases 1 to 2595 code for a protein of 864 amino acids. The transcript is spliced from 2 exons. The record is from RefSeq and is a predicted model, not a curated record. Gene Ontology annotation, molecular function: protein binding; ATP binding; protein kinase activity. Gene Ontology annotation, biological process: protein phosphorylation. Lineage: Eukaryota; Viridiplantae; Streptophyta; Magnoliopsida; Fabales; Fabaceae.